UCCCACAAUGCAUCUGGACUCGUUCAUUUACAGUUCACUCUACGGUACCGAAGCAAGCGUGCGUGGUCGACAUGGCUCAAGGUAAACAGAAAUUUAAAGCGCAAAGACCUGGCGGUGGGAAGAAACAGGCUCAGAAACCAAAAGGUCCAAAGAAAGGAGGCAGGAUUAUCGCACCCAAGAAAACACAAGUGGUCCAGCAACAGAAACUGAAAAAGGGUCUGGAGGUGGCCAUCAGGAACAAGAUUGAGCAGGAGGUGACCCAGAAAGCCAGCACCUCCAUGCACAAGCGCCUCAACGUGCUCAAGGCUCCCGAGAGCAAGGCAGGAGCGGCUGCUUCCGCCGCCGGAUCCUCGUCCAAAUAACACACACACACACACACCCAUACCAUACACACACACACACACACACACACACACACACACACACACACACACACACACACACACACACACACACACACACACAGAGGGUAGUAGACUGUGAAAUGUGUCUAACCCAGGUCUGACAAGAGCAACCCCCAUCCUCAUCCUGGUGUUGUGUUUUUGAACCAAAAUAUUUACAGAUUUACAGUUGAUGUUAGGAAUCUGUAGAGUUGAAGUGAUGUAUUUGGGAUCAUCAAUUCAUGAGGUGGGCAAAGUCUAAAAGUCUGACAGUGUGGCUCUUGUAGCAGGCCUGAGAAACUAUUGAGUUUGUUUGUUUCAUUUUUUUUUUCUUUUUUUUUAAAUGUGACCUGAACAUUGCAGCUACCACUGUGAAUGUUUUGUAUUAAAUGUAUUUGUAGUGUGUAUAUGGCCACCAGGUGGCAGCCUAGAGUUGUGGGAUUUCAGCUCAGUCCAAAACACAUGCAACACAAAAGUUACCGACCCCAGAUUUUUCUGUACAGAGAUCUUUUAUGAAAUUAUGGCACAUUAAAUAUAUAACCCAA
This is a messenger RNA of Sardina pilchardus (European sardine), 925 nucleotides long. It is a transcript of the gene c1h19orf53, whose product is annotated as chromosome 1 C19orf53 homolog. NCBI's taxonomy places the organism in Eukaryota, Metazoa, Chordata, Actinopteri, Clupeiformes, Clupeidae. Bases 72 to 362 code for a protein of 96 amino acids. The transcript is spliced from 3 exons. The record is from RefSeq and is a predicted model, not a curated record.